UGAAGGAAAUCUUCACCAAAAUAUUUAGUAGAGAGAGAGAUGCCAACCCAAUGAGGACAAAGGGAGAUAGAGCCAUAGAGGCACUGUUUGGGCUCUUCUCCAACAAGGUGUAAUGGAAGGAAAAGUAGAGAGGGCUUCAAGUGAAAAGAGAUGGACUUUUAAGAGGAUUUGUGUCUUCUGUGGAAGUAAGCCUGGAUCUAAAUCCAUAUUCAGUGAUGCAACUGUGGCGCUUGGUAAACAACUGGUUGAAAGGAACAUUGAUCUGGUUUAUGGUGGAGGAAGUAAAGGCCUAAUGGGCUUGAUCUCCAAAACUGUUUUGGACGGUGGUCGCCAUGUUCUUGGAAUAAUUCCUAAAGCCCUCAUGCCAUAUGAGAUAACAGGAAAAACCAUUGGAGACAUAAAGAUUGUUUCGAGCAUGCAUGAAAGGAAGUCAGAGAUGGCGAAACGAGCCGAUGCUUUCAUUGCCCUUCCUGGUGGUUAUGGAACCAUGGAAGAACUAUUGGAAAUGGUAACUUGGAGUCAGCUAGGAAUCCAUGGAAAACCAGUGGGGCUAUUGAAUGUGGACGGAUACUUCAACAGUUUGAUUGAGCUAUUCGAUAAAGGAGUGGAAGAAGGUUUCAUAGUGGAUUCUGAAAGGCAUAUUAUAGUGUCAGCAGACACAGCAGAAGAACUAAUGAAGAAGAUGGAGGAGUAUGCACCAGUCCAUGAUGCAGUUACAUCAAAACGAAGCUGGGAAGAGGAUCAGUCAUCUGGAAUUAUUACAAAUGGGCGAGCUCAGUGACUUCAGAAUAUCUCAUAUUACCAUGCAAUUUUGAUAUAUGAAGACUUCUGAUGCUGUUGUGUCCAUUUUCGACUGCCUUUUAGAAUAAGUUUUUUGUUCUCCAAAAUAACCAAAAAGCAGAACAUGGUUUCAUUCUCAAAAAUAUAAAAUCUCAUAUGCAA
Messenger RNA from Vitis riparia (riverbank grape), 942 nucleotides. Its product is annotated as cytokinin riboside 5'-monophosphate phosphoribohydrolase LOG1-like. The coding region runs from base 113 to 781 and encodes 222 amino acids. The transcript is spliced from 8 exons. Gene Ontology annotation, molecular function: hydrolase activity, hydrolyzing N-glycosyl compounds. The record is from RefSeq and is a predicted model, not a curated record. Gene Ontology annotation, cellular component: cytosol; nucleus. Lineage: Eukaryota; Viridiplantae; Streptophyta; Magnoliopsida; Vitales; Vitaceae. Gene Ontology annotation, biological process: cytokinin biosynthetic process.